AUGGCAUCGGAAACCGCCAGCGCAUCGCAGUGGGUCUCUCCCUCGUCGCGACCCCAGCACAUCGAGCAGCUCAUCUCGGGCGUCGACCGAUACAACCCACAGAACCUCGACGUCUUGCACGACUACCUGGCGCAGCAACUCGACGAUGGCUCCUACGAUCUCCUUGCCAACCUCGCCAUUCUCAAGCUCUACCAAUUCAACCCUGCCGACUUCAACUACGUUGUGGUCAUCAACAUCCUUCUAAAGGCGCUCGUAGCCGCUCCCCUGCCGGAUUUCAACCUGUGCAUCUCUCUGCUCGGCGAGGCACCUCUGCCGACUGUUCCAGUCAAGGCCGAGAAGGAAGCCACCACGACCGACGCAGACAAUGCUGGCUCGCUUUCUGGUGAUGAUGACGACGACGAGGUGGUCGAGAAACCCAAGGACGUCGCCUCUGCUGGCCACUUGACCGACCCAUUGAUUGUGCGCCUUUCGCAGCUCAGCACGUUGCUCUUCCAAGCCCGCUUCCGCGAGUUCUGGUCGACGCUCGCCAGCGAAUCAUACUCGGACGUGCGCGACUACGCUGCCAAAAUCAGCGAAUUCGAAAACGCAGCACGCAGGGUGGCACUCAACUCGGUCAAAGGAUCUUUCACCUCGAUCAGCGAAAAGCGCAUCGCCAACUACUUGAACCUUUCUGGCUCGCAGCUCGCCGAAUUUAUCAACGCACAAGAUGGAUGGAAGCUCGCUGAUGGCACUGUGAGCGUUCCUGCCAACCCGGACAAUGAGAUCAAGGCCACCGUCAUCAGGGAGGAGAUUUCGCUCGACCAGAUGCACAAGUUCCUUGCCCAGGCACAGUCGCCUCUUCUUCGCGCAUAG
This is a messenger RNA of Mycosarcoma maydis (corn smut), 852 nucleotides long. RefSeq lists its product as uncharacterized. NCBI's taxonomy places the organism in Eukaryota, Fungi, Basidiomycota, Ustilaginomycetes, Ustilaginales. Gene Ontology annotation, cellular component: cytoplasm; eukaryotic translation initiation factor 3 complex. Gene Ontology annotation, biological process: regulation of translational initiation. Gene Ontology annotation, molecular function: ribosome binding; translation initiation factor activity. The transcript has 2 exons. The record is from RefSeq and is a predicted model, not a curated record. Bases 1 to 852 code for a protein of 283 amino acids.